Toxorhynchites rutilus septentrionalis is the source of this 758-nucleotide messenger RNA. Its product is annotated as inosine triphosphate pyrophosphatase. The transcript is spliced from 2 exons. Gene Ontology annotation, molecular function: nucleoside triphosphate diphosphatase activity. Gene Ontology annotation, cellular component: cytoplasm. The record is from RefSeq and is a predicted model, not a curated record. The coding region runs from base 71 to 640 and encodes 189 amino acids. Lineage: Eukaryota; Metazoa; Arthropoda; Insecta; Diptera; Culicidae. Gene Ontology annotation, biological process: nucleoside triphosphate catabolic process.
GUUUCAUAACAAUAUAUUACUUGCAGUAUCAGCUGACUUUUACGUUUGCUGUUGAUAGAAUUGCCGGAACAUGUUGCGGUCUAUUUCGUUUGUUACUGGAAAUGCUAAGAAAUUGGAGGAAGUUCGAGCAAUUCUGGGCAAAGACUUUCCCUUUGAACUAAUUGCCGUAAAGCUAGAUUUGCCUGAACUACAGGGUGAAGUGGAUGACAUUUGCAGGAAGAAGUGUUUGGAAGCUGCUAGGAUCGUUAAAGGACCAGUUUUAGUAGAAGACACGUGCCUUUGUUUCAGUGCUUUGAAAGGAUUGCCAGGACCAUACAUCAAAUGGUUCUUGGAUAAACUCGAACCGGAAGGUUUGCAUAAAUUGCUGGAUGGUUGGGACGACAAAUCUGCGCAAGCCGUUUGCACUUUUGCGUACGUACCACAUGAAAACGGAGAAGUAAUUUUAUUUCAAGGUGUAACCGACGGCGAUAUUGUGUUCCCUAGAGGGAGCAGAGAUUUUGGAUGGGAUCCUGUCUUUCAGCCAAAGGGUUGUGAUAAAACGUAUGCCGAGUUACCAAAAGAGAAGAAAAAUGAGAUCUCACACAGAUUUAGGGCAUUGGAUAAACUGAGGGAUUUCUUUGUUGCUCAAGAAACUAAAUAAUAUGCUACCGAUUAUCAUAAGCAAUAUUUCAUAAUGUUAAUUCCUUGUAACAAAAAAUAAGCUACGAGGAAUAAUAUUUCUAUUGGUUGUGGUCGAAUGACUCUUCAACCCUCGAUAA